AUGUCCGAACAAUUAAAUGAACUCGAACAACAACUUGGUUAUUAUUUUAAUGAUCGAAAUUAUUUACGUCGUGCUCUGACAUGUGAAAGUGACAUAAAUGAACGACAUUCUGAUGCAGCUGAUGAAAAUUCUAAAGCACUUGCAUUUAUAGGUGAUGCUGCACUUAAAUCUACCAUAGCUACACUUCUUUACGCCAAUCAAAAUCAACGAUCGAGUGCUGGUGAUAUGCAUAAUCAAGUUGUUCCAUAUAUUGAGAAUACUAAAUUGGCUGGUAUUGGACGUCAAUUAAAUUUAGAUCGAUAUAUGAUCAAAGGCAAAGGUGUACGGGAUGUCACUGAUAGUAUGUUUGCCACUACUCUCGAAGCGAUUUUAGGUGCAAUCGUUAUUGAUCAAAAAAACAAGGAACAUGGAUCUGAAGAUGUUUUAUUGGAUAUUAUUGCUCGUUUUUGGUCUAUUCAACGUAAAGGAAAAUCAAAAGUCAUACCACCGAUUCAACAAAAUCACAAUAAAGAUAAAUGUUGUUGCUGUAAUGCUUGCUGUAAAUAUUUUGGAAUUAUUACUGAUUUUCUCUUACAUUAUAUAAUAACAGUUGAAUUAGGUGUAUUCAAACAGUUUUAUCCGACAUUUGAAAAAAUUUCUCAAUCAAAUUCAACUACAUAUGUAUUAUAUGAUGCUGAUGAUGAUAAACAUCGAAAACAUCAUCGAUCUAAAACAACAACAACAGAUCAAUCUGUUGAAGAACCAACAGUUGAUCCAAAUUUUGACUGGCUUAAUCGAAAAGAUUAUCUUACAGAAACUUUUCUUCAUGAUAAUAUCAUGUUUAGUUCUCUACCAGAUAUUGAAGAUUUCUGGAAAUUUGUUUAUAAAUACCAAUUAUUUCAACAAAAACGAAAACAACCACCUAAACCUAUACCAAGCAGUAUAGAUACUGACCAACAACGAUCAUCUAUAUUAAAUUUACCAUUAAUCUAUGAAAAACGACAUCGUUUAAAUGCAUCUAUCACAAUUAAUAAAUCUCUCACACAUGCUGAACCACGUUAUGAUAUGAUGGGUGAGAGAAUAAUCGAACAUCAUCGUUUAUCAUCAACUCGAUUAGAAGAAUUUAAAUCUAUAAUUGAAUAUUAUUUUGAUUUUAAUCAAAAAGAAAAAUUUAAACGUAUUCAUAAACUUCGACAAGAUCAAAAUAAUUUACCUAUUGCAAUUCAUCGUCGAGAAAUACUUGAAGAAUUAAAAAAUCAUCAAGUUAUAUUAAUUGCUGGUGAUACAGGUUGUGGAAAAUCGACACAGAUUCCAAGAUUUUUACUUGAAGCUGGUUUUGAUAAAAUAGCUUGUACACAACCGAGACGUAUUGCUUGUAUAUCAUUAGCUAAACGUGUUAGUUAUGAAACAUUAAAUGAAUAUGAUAAUCAAGUUGGAUAUCAAGUUCGAUUUGAAAAAACUCGAGUAAAAUCAACGCGAAUUAUAUUUAUGACAGAAGGUAUUCUUUUACGACAACUUCAAACAGAUUCAUCAUUAUCUGAUUAUGAUAUAUUGGUUAUUGAUGAAGUACAUGAACGGCAUUUAUUUACUGAUUUUAUUAUGGGGAUUAUUAAAUGUUUAAUAACUCAGCGAAAAGAUUUAAAAGUUAUUCUUAUGUCGGCAACAAUUAAUAUUGAAUUAUUCUCAAAAUAUUUUGAUGAUUGUCCUGUUGUGAAAGUGCCAGGUCGUUUGUAUAAAAUUCAAGUUAAUUAUCAUCCAAUCAAAGUCGAAGAAUCUGCAGGAAAAACAGCUAAAAUUGAUGCUAAACCAUAUUUACGUAUUAUGGAACAGAUUGAUCUAAAAUAUCCAUCAACUGAUCGUGGUGAUAUGUUGAUAUUUUUAAGUGGUAUGGCUGAAAUUCAAGGAAUUAUGGAAGCAGCUCAAGCAUAUGCUCAAGAAAAUCUACGAUGGAUUGUCCUUCCAUUACACAGUGCACUUUCACUUGAAGAACAAGAUAAAGUAUUUGAUAUGGCACCUGAAAGUGUACGUAAAUGUAUUAUAUCAACAAAUAUUGCUGAAACAUCAGUAACAAUUGAUGGUAUGCGUUUUAUAAUUGAUUCUGGUAAAGUUAAAGAAAUGUCGUAUGAUGGAAAAUAUAAAAUGCAACGUUUACAAGAAUAUAAUAUAAGUCGUGCAAGUGCCGAACAACGUAAAGGUCGUGCUGGACGUACUGGACCUGGUGUUUGUUUUCGUUUAUAUAGUGAACAUGAUUAUUUAAGUUUUCAAGAAUAUUCAACACCAGAAAUUCGCCGUGUACCACUUGAUUCACUUAUGUUACAAAUGAUUUCUAUGGGUUUAAAAGAUCCGAGAAAAUUUCCAUUUGUUGAACCACCAGAUAUGGCAGCAAUUGAUACGGCUUUACUUCGUCUUCAAGAACAAGCAGCUUUAUCAACCAUUGAUUGUUCAUUAACAUCAAUUGGUUCAAUGCUUGCUCGAUUACCUGUCGAUGUUUCUAUUGGAAAAAUGCUUAUUUUUGCGUGUAUUUUUCAAUAUGUUAAUCCAAUAUUAAUAAUGGCAUCUGCAUUGAGUAUACAAUCACCAUUUCUUAGUUUUCUCCAAUGUGAUCCAGAUACUAUAACACGUCGUCGACCAAUGAUGUCUGAUCAUGGUGAUCCAUUUACAUUAUUAAAUCUUUUUGAUGAAUGGAUUUAUGUUAAAUCUGAUGGACAAAAUACUCGAACAUGGUGUAAACGAAGAGGAGUUGAAGAACAACGUCUUUAUGAUAUAACAAAACUUCGUCGACAAUUUCAAGAUAUUCUUCGAGAUUAUAAUAUGGAAAUUGAUUAUAAACAAAAUAAAGCACGUACAACACUUGAAAAACGUGAACAUUGGAGAAAAAAACAACAAUUAAAAGAUCUUAGAUCAGAACAUGAUAAAGAAUCAAAACAAAGAAAAUUUCUUAAAUUAGAAGAAUCUUCAAUGACUGAUGAUCAUGGUGAUGAUAAUGUAAAAAAAGAAGUUUUGAAAACAACUGAUAAAAUUCGUGAUAUUGAAUUUCGUCUUAUCAAUGAUUUAUCGGUAUUAAAAGAUAUGUCAACAGAUAGUCAAAAUUAUCGUUCGAAAGAUAUCAAUAUGCUUAAAUUAAUUCUUUGUUCUGGUCUUUAUCCACAAGUUGCAAUAGCUGAUGAAUUUAAUAAUUAUAAACGAGAUUGUGAUCAAUUCUUUCAUACAAAAACAAAACAAUUUGUGGUUCUUCAUCCAACAAGUGUCUUUACUUAUGAUCCAGAUAAUCUUCUACCUCCAACUUCAAGUAAAACAGUAACCAGUUCUAAUAAUAAAAAACAAGUAUUCAGUAAUAAACACGAACUACUUGUCUAUGUUACAUUAAUUGAAACCAAUAAACCAUAUAUAAUGAGUGUCAUGCGUACGCCUUCAAUGCAAACAUUAUUUCUUUAUGCAUCAACGCUCGAAACAAAUAAUGAUUUUACUCGUAUUCUAUGUGAUCAAUGGCUCGAAAUAACAUUUGAAAAUCCGGAAGCCGCACAAAGUAUUAUCUCAUCAUUAUUACUUUUACGUAAUGCUCGUGAUCUUCUUCUACAAUUGACAUUACAAGAUUUAAAUAAAUCAAUUGAUAUUGAACUUGUUUCAAAACCACGUACAUAUGAAUUACAACAUUUACUUUCAUUAAAAAUGACGGAAUUUCUUGAUAAUUCAUGUCUCUAUGCUAUUCGACGUGUUCUACCCGCUGAAUUAGAUACUAUUUAUCGAUAUAAUACUCAAGUCGACGAUGAUGAAGUUAUUGUAGAAAAAGAAAGUACUAAAAUUAAUGAAUAUUUAACAUAUAAUUGUUUACGAUCGAAUGAUGAUCAAGAAUCAUUUUGGUCAGAAUAUGCUGGUGCAACAAUGCAAAAACAUUGGAUUUGUCCUUAUUGUAAUGAAGAUAUUCUUGCUACUGUUGCCGAACGUGUUGCACAUGAAAAUCGAUGUCAAUUAAAUUCUUUAUGUAAUGAUGAUAAUCCAAUUUUUAAAUCAACACAAACGAAUAAAAAUGACAUAUUAAAUAAUUUAACAGCAAUUACUCAUACAACUUCAACAAUUAUUCCAACGACAAAAGAUUAUCAUUGUGACAUAUGCCAACAAACAUUUAAAUUGACAAGUAUAGAAAUCUUACGACAUCGUGCUACACAUCAAAAUUAA
Molecule: messenger RNA, 4155 nt
Organism: Adineta steineri
Lineage: Eukaryota; Metazoa; Rotifera; Eurotatoria; Adinetida; Adinetidae
Source: the annotation of a GenBank genome assembly